AAUAAUCCUGAAGCGUGUGUGUGUACAAGCAACAGCAGACACACAAGAGUGUAUUGUUGCUGUAGACGCGCAGUAUUGAUUUCGCUUCUAGUGCAGCACUGGUCACGUGAAUCUCUUGGAGUGAGGAUCAAAGACUUGAAGACAAACGCGACCGAUGCGCUCAAGUCGUCGCUGCAUGUCGUCAUUUGUUUGAUCAGAUGUUUGAUACGGAGUAGGAUGGGCUUUCACACCUGGCACUGUUUACAUCAGAGCUUAAGCGACUUCGGAGCUAGUGUUUGUGUUUUGUCUGUUUAAAUUAUAACGCGAUCUAGUCAAAUACAAAACAGGACGACUGCGGACUUUUUAUAUUUUUUGGUAUUUUUCCUGAUGUCGGACUGCUGCUCGUCGGGUUCAGAUGAGGAUUUGGACCCGGAGUUAGAGCUGCUGGACGAGCUCGGCGGGACUCUCAGUAAGUGGACAAACUACAUUCAUGGAUGGCAGGACCGCUGGAUUGUGCUGAAGGGCAAUAUUCUGAGUUACUACAGGUCAGCAGAUGAGAAGGAGUACGGCUGCAGAGGGUCCAUCUGUCUCAGCAAGGCUGUCAUCACGCCUCAUGAGUUUGAUGAAUGCCGUUUUGACAUCAGUGUGAACGACAGCAUCUGGUACCUGAGGGCUGAACAUCCUUUGCUCCGGCAGCAGUGGAUCGAUACCAUUGAACUUCACAAGGCUGAGUCAGGCUAUGGGUCUGAGAGCAGUUUACGCCGCCAUGGCUCCCUGUUGUCCCUCACCUCUGCUGCCAGCGGCCUCUCCACCACCUCCGCAUCCUCCUUCAAGAAGGGAUACAGCCUGCGGGAAAAGCUAGCAGAGAUGGAGACCUUCCGGGACAUUCUCUGCAGACAGGUGGACACACUGCAGAAGUAUUUUGACAACUGCGCAGAUAUUGAGAGUAAAGAUGAGCUCCACAGGGACAAAGUAUCUGAUGAUGAGGAAGAUUUUCCAACCUCACGACCAGAUGGAGAUUAUCUGCUUAACAACAACAACAGCAGCAAAGAGAAAUUAUUCUCUGUGGACAGCCUCAAAGAUUCCUUAGGCAUCGAUUUCAAAGGUGAAGCCAUCACGUUUAAAGCUACUACAGCAGGAAUCCUGUCCACACUGUCUCACUGCAUUGACAUUUUGGUCAAAAGAGAAGAUAGCUGGCAAAGACGACUUGAUAAGGAAAUUGAAAGGAGAAGACGUGCUGAAGAAGCCUAUAAAGCUGCACUGACGGAGCUGAAGAAGCCUCAUUAUGGAGGACCAGACUAUGAAGAAGGACCAAACAGUCUGAUCAAUGAAGAGGAGUUCUUCGAUGCUGUGGAAGCUGCAUUGGAUAAGCAUGACCAGAUCGAAGAGCAAUCCCAGGCAGAAAGGAGCAGAGUAUCUCGACAGAUCUCCCUCACUCCAGACACCUAUUCCUCCAUCAGCACUCAGAAAUACUCGACUAAGCCUCACAGCCAUACUUCCUCCUUGUCCUCCGUUGACCUCAUAAGUGCGUCCGAUGACGUGCACAGGUUCAGUGCUCAGGUUGAGGAGAUGGUGCAGAGCCACAUGACUUAUUCUUUACAGGAUGUGGGUGGAGAUGCUAACUGGCAGCUGGUUGUUGAAGAAGGGGAUAUGAAGGUGUACAGGAGAGAGGUGGAGGAGAACGGCAUCGUUCUGGAUCCUCUCAAAGCUACUCACGCUGUCAGAGGGGUCACAGGUCACGAGGUCUGCCACUACUUUUGGGAUACAGCUUUUCGGAACGACUGGGAGACAACUGUUGAAAGCUUUCAAGUGGUUGAGACACUCUCGGAUAAAGCAGUCAUCAUUCAUCAGACACAUAAGAGGGUAUGGCCUGCUUCCCAGAGAGAUGUGCUUUAUGUAUCGAUUAUCAGUAAAAUUCUCUCCACCAAUGAGAAUGAUCCAGACACCUGGCUGGUGUGCAACUUCUCAGUGGAUCAUGACGGCUAUCCACCCUCUGCUAGAUGCAUUCGUGCCAAAAUCAAUGUAGCCAUGAUCUGUCAAACCCUAAUCAGCCCACCAGAGGGAGACAAAGAGAUCACCAGAGACAACAUCCUCUGUAAAAUCACAUAUGUUGCCAAUGUAAAUCCUGGUGGUUGGGCCCCUGCAUCAGUUUUACGAGCCGUAGCCAAGAGAGAAUAUCCCAAAUUCCUCAAACGCUUCACCUCGUAUGUUCAAGAGAAGACCAACGGUGAGGCUAUUCUCUUUUGAGCAACACCAGGUUGUUCAAUCUACAUUUCCAGUUUGCUUUCUGACUCGAAUGAAGAAACGCCUUAUUCACAAAAUUCUACCAUCACUCACAACAAAGAGCUGCUCUGCCCAAGUGCUCUUGACACUCUUCAGAAACCUUUUCAAAACGGAUCCAUACAGACUGAACAACAGCGGUACACCAACACCAAACAUGGUACAAAGUCUGUAAAAGCACCUUUGACAAGUACAAACACACUAGAAAGACCAACGCAGCCUGUUCAUCUUUAAAAGGCCUUACUUGUUUUUCCCUAAAUGAGUUUUGUUAAAGUGUUUUACAUUGUUGUAAAUAUUUGAUCAUAGUUUUGAGGUCUUAAUGAGAUUAUAUAUACUGUAAACUUGAUGCCUUGAUCUAAUCCCAGCAUUAUCUCAGCUGUACGUGAACGUUUUUCACUGGCCUUGUCCAAUAGCCAUUUCUCUUAGGAAGACCCUUUCUAGCCCUGAUGAUCAAGAUGACGUCAAACUUCAGUCUUAAGAUCUCUUGUACAGUUAGUUAAUCUAAAUGUUUAAGAUUAUUACAUGUGAAGGCAUUACACAUUUUUAUUCUUAUAAUUCACAAAUGUGGCUUUAGGCAAAGUGUACAUUUAUUGGGAGCUUCUUGUAUAAGACUAUAAUCAAAGGUUAGGGUAUUUUGGUAGGCCUGUGAAAAGUUGGUAGUGACUUAAUAGACCAUAAUUGCCUUUCUUUUCUCUUUUUAUUAAAUUUUUUUUCUUGUUUUUAAGUUUGUUUUUGUUUUGAAUUUCCAGAUGUUUCAAAAAUAAUCAUUUCUGCAGAUAGGUGGCACUUUAUUGCGCACAUGCCUUUUUGGGCCCUAUAACAGCAGUUUAGACCACGUCAUUCCACUUCUGGUUCAUCACUACCUAUUGGGCUUCCAUCUAAAAAAUCUAUGUAGAAUUACUGCAGUUGUGCUUUUGAAAGAGAGGGAAUUGUAACAUUUCACUGUUUAAUGUCACUUUCUGUGGUCUAAUUCACUAUAUGGAGGAGUUAAUGUAUCGAGGACAUUAAGUAUCACUAGUCUUAAAGGGACAGUUUGUCCAAAAAUGACAAUUCUUUCAUGUAAAAUUGUUUUCUCACCCUCAAGUUGUUCCAAACCUGAAUGACUGGCUUUCAUCGGUUCAACAAAAAAAAAUAUUUUGAGAUGUUUUUCUCCACACAAUGGCCAUCAAUGGUAACCAAAUUCUGCUUGGUUACCAACAUUCUUCAAAAUGUUUUUGUGUUCUUUUGAAAGUCAUUCAGGUUUGGAAAAACGUAAGUAUGAACUAUCCCUUUAAAAAGGCUUUGAUGUCAUGAUUUCUUAGAUGAUCCAUCAUAUGUUGAAUGUGUGUUUUCUGUAACAUUGUUUGCACUAAACAAUCUGAUGUUUUUUUUUUUUUUUUAAUCCCACCAUAGUCUUUCCAAA
This is a messenger RNA of Onychostoma macrolepis, 3661 nucleotides long. RefSeq names its product ceramide transporter 1a (gene cert1a). Gene Ontology annotation, biological process: ER to Golgi ceramide transport. Bases 367 to 2226 code for a protein of 619 amino acids. Gene Ontology annotation, cellular component: Golgi apparatus. The record is from RefSeq and is a predicted model, not a curated record. NCBI's taxonomy places the organism in Eukaryota, Metazoa, Chordata, Actinopteri, Cypriniformes, Cyprinidae. The transcript is spliced from 18 exons. Gene Ontology annotation, molecular function: phosphatidylinositol-4-phosphate binding.